CCAAAAUAUCUUUCAACUCCAUUCCACCACCCAGAAAUUAAAAAAUCUACUGACUUUUUCAGAUAUUUUCACCCAACUCAACUCUGACUCUCAGGGAUCGGACGCUAUAAAACACAUGGAAACCCCCACACAUGCUUUUGAAACUUCAGUAAACACAACACCCACGAUCUGGUUCGUUCUCAGGCAAUUACCACCGGCGUCUGUAUUCUUCCGGCGACAUAAAAGCGGUUUCCCGAUAAGCAAUGGAUCAAAGAAAGAACAACAGCGAUCGAGGUUUGUGUUGGACAAACGAAAGGCACGUGGACUUCUUAAACACAAUGGAGGCUUCAUUUGUUCGAACAAUGUUUGAAAAUAACGGUCUUCUUCUUCCUCUAGACCGGUAUUUACCGGACAGUUCUGAAUCAACCCUAGAUUUGAAGAAAGAGAGAAGAAGAAGAUUCUCCACCUCAGAUAUUAUGGAUCCAAGUGUCACAACCGAUAGGAAAGGGAGGAGGAGACUAUUAUCCCAGCCGUACACUUCAUCAAAAGACCAGGUGGUCCCACAGUCUCAAAGCAGAAGAGAUGAUAAGAAGGAGAAAGCCCACCCUGGUGUCCCCAUCACUCCGGCUGCACCUACCAAUUGAUGAGAAAGACUCUUCCCGUAGAAGGGUUUCUUUUUUUGUUUUCACAAACGAUGUUGUUUUGUGAGAUAUCACCUCUGCUGUACAAGCUAUGCCUUUCUCUUUCUUUGGGUUUUUGGAUUAGUUUUUCUUUGUGUGUUUUGCUAACUCCAUUGUUCAUUCUUAAUGAAAUAUCUUCUCCGGUGCUUCUGUAAACAGUAGCAAAGGGAUGGUUUAAAUGUGGUUUUAAAGCACAACAG
Messenger RNA from Ilex paraguariensis (yerba mate), 859 nucleotides. NCBI's taxonomy places the organism in Eukaryota, Viridiplantae, Streptophyta, Magnoliopsida, Aquifoliales, Aquifoliaceae. The record is from the annotation of a GenBank genome assembly.